CGCCAUGCUGUUCCCGCCAGAACGUUUUUUUUUCUUCCCGCUUUUUAUUUCGUCUAGAUUUUUUAUUGUUGAGGUUUUCUUUAGUUGACAGCUAGCUGCCGAUCUCCUCGCGUCGAUAUAGCCUCCUAACCGUUUAUUUUGUUCUUUAUCACCAACAUUCAAAAUGUUUGAAGCGCGACUUAUCCAAGGUAGUAAUCUCAAGAAAGUACAAGAAGCAUUGAAAGACAUUGUUACAGAAGCAUCAUGGGAUUGCACAUCAUCUGGAAUAAGUUUACAAGCAAUGGAUAGUUCCCACGUCUCACUAGUGCAACUAACUUUAAGAGCAGAUGGGUUUGAAAACUUCAGAUGCGAUAGAAAUCUGGCCAUGGGCAUCAACAUGACAAGCAUGGCAAAAAUUAUGAAAUGCGCUGGAAAUGACGAUAUUAUUACCCUAAGAGCAGAAGAUAAUGCUGAUAUGUUGGAAUUGAUUUUCGAAUCAUCGAAAGGUGAUAAAUAUUCUCAAUACGAAAUGAAGUUGAUGGACCUUGAUUGUGAACAACUCGGAAUCCCUGAGCAAGAUUAUAGCUGUUGCGUGACACUUCCCUCCCAAGAAUUCGGAAGAAUCUGCCGAGAUUUAAGCCAAAUUGGAGAAUGCGUUGUCAUCACUUGUACUAAAGAUGGAGUGCAAUUUUCUGCAAAAGGAGACUUAGGAGCUGGAAAAAUUAAACUUAAGCAAAAUACUGGCUCUGAUAUCAAAGAAGAAGAGCAAGUGACCGUCGAAAUAUCAGAGCCUGUUCAGCUGACUUUUGCGAUAAAAUAUUUGAACUUAUUUGCGAAGGCAUCUCCUCUCUCACCAUCUGUAUGUUUAUCAAUGUCAAACAAUGUUCCACUCGUUGUUGAAUACAAAGUAGCAGACAUGGGUCACAUCAAAUAUUUUCUUGCUCCGAAAAUUGAAGAUGAGGAAGAACAAGACAGUUGAAGAAACUUCUAGUUUUCACAUACAUUUUGUUCAUAAAAGGAAAAACAAUAGACUACCACAGUACUAGUUGGCUUAUGGUCAAUAAAUUAUACACACUGCCAUAAGGAUAUAAAUAUCAGUUAUGAUUACUGCUCCAUUGACAUUCCCAUUCACCAACAUCAAAUUGAUUACUGGAUUAGAUAAAAUUCCAUAUUAUGGCGAUUGCUUUGUUAAUAUGAAAACAUCAUUUUCUUGAUUUUGUCUUGUCAAUUUAUCUGAACUGGCCUCAUUUGACCUGCCUUCCCUCUCAACUUAACCGAAGUUACUCCAAGGUCAGCUCCAUUUAUGGAAGUACUCACCUCCAAAGCUAUAGCUUCAUCCUUCCUUUUGGUAAUUAUCGACACGCUGACUAAUUUGUUUCUUUCAUCUUGGGUUGUCAGCAGUGCAAGCUGAUUGAUUUGUUUUGCAUUAUCGAAUGAAACCUCAAAAAAACAUCUUUGCUUUAUCAUGUUGGAUGAAUAUUGCUAUUGAUAAAAUAUUUGUGGAUUGAACAAUUAACACUUUGGCCUUAAAUAUAUAAUAUUGUUGUUUUUUCAAACUGUCUUGUAUUUUGCUGUAGAGCUCUUUCUCUUAAAUUAAUUAUUUCCAAGAUUCGAAUUGAAUAUUUGAAAUUUAUGUAGUGCUAUUUAACUUUGUAGUGAACUUCCUAUGAAAAGAAGGGUUUCGAUUUAUUUAAUCUUGUAUUAUAACUCCGAAUUAAUUGAAUUCUGUCAAAUAAAAAUGACAACUUUUCAACUGUCCUAUCUGUAUAAUUAUUGGUGUAAAUUUUUCAAUACUAACAUCAUGGUUUCUCUUAAUAAUCAACACUGCCUCUCAGUUUCUAACUUGUGUUUCAUGUGUUCGUUAAUACAUAUUUUAGAA
Styela clava is the source of this 1858-nucleotide messenger RNA. Its product is annotated as proliferating cell nuclear antigen. Gene Ontology annotation, cellular component: PCNA complex. Gene Ontology annotation, molecular function: DNA polymerase processivity factor activity; DNA binding. The record is from RefSeq and is a predicted model, not a curated record. NCBI's taxonomy places the organism in Eukaryota, Metazoa, Chordata, Ascidiacea, Stolidobranchia, Styelidae. Gene Ontology annotation, biological process: regulation of DNA replication; translesion synthesis; mismatch repair.